Molecule: messenger RNA, 1786 nt
Organism: Rhagoletis zephyria (snowberry fruit fly)
Lineage: Eukaryota; Metazoa; Arthropoda; Insecta; Diptera; Tephritidae
Product: RNA-binding protein 1-like
Molecular function (GO): RNA binding
Source: RefSeq, a predicted model, not a curated record
CGAUUAUUCUUUUCUUGUGCUUGUGGAGAGUAGGUGGACGUGUACGUGUUUGCGUUUUAUUAAGAAAAUUUAAUUUGAAGCAUAUUUUAAUUGCAUAACUUAGUAGCAAAAACAUUGAAAAGGCAAUUUUUGCAUUGAACAUAGAGGAAGUAUUUUCGUUAAAUAUCGGAUUAGAGUCACAUAAAUAUCAUAUAUCAAAUAUGCCGCGCUAUCGAGAGUGGGACUUGGCAUGCAAAGUAUACGUUGGUAAUUUAGGUUCAUCUGCUUCAAAAUAUGAAAUUGAAAAUGCCUUUAGCAAAUAUGGCCCGCUGAGAAAUGUCUGGGUAGCGAGAAACCCACCUGGAUUUGCUUUUGUUGAAUUCGAAGAUCGCCGCGAUGCGGAGGAUGCAACUCGAGGUUUGGAUGGAACACGGUGCUGUGGUACUCGUAUCCGUGUGGAAAUGUCGUCGGGUCGGUCACGACGUGAUGAUAGACGCCGAGGUGGCGGUGGUGGUGGCGGAAGCACCAGCGGAGGUCGCGGUGGUGGACGCUAUAGGAUAAAGUCUACUGCUACUACUACUUCUACUAGAACUUCUACCUCCUCUUCCUUCAACAAAAACUACAAAAACAACAUCUUCACGUAUCACAACUUAUGCUCCUUCUCCACAAAUCUCACCACGACAAGCAACAACAAGCUCAACUUAAUAUCGUUCAGCGACAACAAUCUUGAUAAUAGAAACAAUUUUAUCAGCCAGCUAUUUUUUUACAAAGAUCAACAAAAUUUCGACAACAACAAUUUUAGUUCAAGCGAUUACCAUUAUUUUCAACAUCACCAAAAACAACAACAAGAACCGCCACAACACAAAAAUUGCAUCAGUAAAAUUAAAAUCAUUAUUUUUGUUAUCAACACCGACACCUUGAACACCACCAACACCAACGUCACUACAAUUUUGCACCUAAAAUUUGCUCUCGUUUUCGCUGUAGUAAUUGUCAUCAACACCUAUCUAACAAUUGUUGUUGUCGUAAUAGAAAACUGUGACAGUUGUCCUGAUGUUAAGUGCAGUAAAAGAUCAACAAUCAUUAGAACAGCAACUACUAGUACAAUAACUACUGCUACUACUACUACUACUUCAGCUGCAACUGCUUCUACAGUCACUGCAACUAUUGCUACUAGAAGAAUUAGUGCAACUAGUAAAAGUGUGCUUGGGCAGCAGGCGCAGGAUCAGCAUCAGCGGCAAAAGCUAAAGCAUUUACAACAGCCAUCAUCAUUAAUACCACCAAUACCACCUUAACAACUUGAAAUACUACCACUUCCUUCUCCUUUGUAUAUGCAACUGACUGUGAUAUGAGCCCACAACACUACUACCUACAGCACAACAAAUACCAUCACCAACAACAUCAACAUCGACUUGACAAUAAAUGCACGCUCAUGAGAUAACUGAUUAGAUAAGCUGAUCAAUGUGCUUGGUCGGUAAUGUAUGUAUGUUUGUAGUCACUAUCAGCCCGGGAGAUGGUCCUAAGAAGAGGGUGACUUAUGUGUACCUUGUAAUUUCUUAUGCCCGCAGAACUUUUAUUUUAUAACAUUUUCCGUAAUUGCCUAUUGAAUACGCAUCUUAUUCAUCACUUUUGACUUGAAAGGUGGUCGACGAUUCACGAUGAAAUUUGACUAAGAACCUAUUUAACUUAACUAAAAUGAACAUUUUACUGACGGUACAUUGGGUCGACAAGACGUACAGAUUGUACAAACAAAUUUUCAGCCACGCCACCGAAGUAAUGUUGGUUUUUAUUUAUUUAUUUUUUUGAAAUU